AUGCGAAAAAGGAAAACCAAUCCUCAUAGCAGGAUACCUCAAUUGCAGGACAGGUUGAAAAUGUCACCUCAGCAACUGGUUUUAAGUUGGAAAGAUCACAAUGGUGCAUUGGUGUCUGUUUUUGAGAAUCUUUUGAAAAGGAAUACUUUAGUAGACUGUACUCUGGCCGCAGAUGGUCAAUAUGUCAAAGCCCAUAAAGUUGUGCUUUCUGCUUGCAGUUCAUAUUUCGAGUUGUUAUUUAGUCAGGAAAGUGAGAAGAAUCCAAUAGUCAUUCUCAAAGAUGUGAAAUUCCAAGAACUGGAAGCUGCUGUUAAUUUGAAGUUGAAGUUUGUGAAGAUAGAUUGGCAGCUUUUCUGGAAGUUGGCAGAUUCUUUGCAAAUAAAGGGGUUAGGCAGCGAUGGAAAAUCUCAUGAUGCCAGAGGAAAGUAUUCAUCACAGAAGAGCUCAAAGACUGCAGUUCCUCCGAAAGCACAUUCCAGCAGGAAGGAAGUCACCCUUACGGAAAGUGAGAAUACUGAGAGUUGCAUCACCCUUGACAGUGAUGAAAGUUCUUCUCAUCAUCAUCUACCUCAUAGAGAAACAUCAGGUUCUUCCCCCAUUUCUUCUGCACUUGCUGUUGCGCCUUCCUUCAGCGUACCGUCAGCUUCUACCUCAUGCCCUGUUAGAGCAGAAACUAACCGUGUUGGAGACAAACUGGAGAAGAAUCAGUGUUCGUCCCCUUCUGUGUCUACUUUCCCUUCAGGAGAUACUGUGCCAUCAGAUGUGAACACUGUAAUUAAAGCUGAACCUGUGACCGAUACUUAUUUGGACGAAAAGUCGGAUGAGACGGAGAGAGACUUUGAUGAUGUGACAAUGAUGGAAGAUCAGGAAGACUGGGAUGAUCCUAAUAUUGAAUCUAUGGGUGAUGACCAUUCUUCAAAUCAACAUGAUCCUGGUUUUUCUGUCACUCGCAUGAAAACUGAAGACUCUACAUCGGAACACAUGGCUGGUGCAACCACGAUAGAACACGUCUCUUCAGAAGGU
Messenger RNA from Gryllus bimaculatus (two-spotted cricket), 1023 nucleotides. The record is from the annotation of a GenBank genome assembly. Lineage: Eukaryota; Metazoa; Arthropoda; Insecta; Orthoptera; Gryllidae.